AUGAUCGGCACCCUUGCAACAGAUAUCACUCGCAGGCUCGACUAUACUUACUAUAAUCUGUUGGAGAAGCUCGCCGCUCUCCACGUCACGAUUGCUUGCUUCCAAGAACUCUCUGAUUCGACGUCGACACUCCUCACAGACUUUGAGCGAGAGACCACUAACCUGGACCAGGACACUCGAAAGCAAAUUGGGGACCUCAAAGACUUUCAGCCGCAGAUACAGAAGAUCGAGGCCUUGGAAGAACGUAUGAAGGCGGGAAGAAUGAGGGCUGAAGCGCUUAGCUGUAGGCUCGAAGGAAUGCGGAACGAAAUUGACCGCUGGGAGAGAAAAGAGGCAGAGUGCCAAAUACGAAUCAGUCGCCGCCUCCGUAUAUUUUGGGGGUUGAUCACAGCAGGAAUUCUCGCUCUCGCCGUAGCUCUUAUUGUCCAAAACUGGAUUAUUUCAGAGUCGCCGGAGUCUGACAUGACCUCGCAAGCAGCGACCGUGACAAACAGCUCUACUGAGGCCCUUGUGCACGAGCAAGAAAGUGGGAUCCAUUGGCUGGCCACAGAUAUUCCUGAAGAUAGAUAUGCGCUGUCUCAAUAUUCAUCGAAGCUAAUCUCUCGUCACGAUACCCGCUACGCUACUGACCCGGUAACCUGGACGUCUGCUAAUCCCGAGGAUGCGAGGGCUACUGACCAAGAUCGGUUGAGAAUUUUCGACGAACUCUGA
This is a messenger RNA of Aspergillus oryzae RIB40, 711 nucleotides long. RefSeq lists its product as uncharacterized. The record is from RefSeq and is a predicted model, not a curated record. Lineage: Eukaryota; Fungi; Ascomycota; Eurotiomycetes; Eurotiales; Aspergillaceae. The coding region runs from base 1 to 711 and encodes 236 amino acids. The transcript has a single exon.